AUGACAAAAGCAAUGCAAAUGGAAAUAGAUCAUUUAAGAUCAUCUCUUCAAUGCAAAACAGGAGUAGAGGAAACAUUAAUUGAAAAAGAAAAGGAGAUAGAACAGCUACAAGAAAAGAUAUCAUUAAUAAAUAUUCAACAACUGAAAGAAACUUCAAUUACUCUUAGAAAGGAUCAGUCUACACAAUAUAUAGAUCAUCAAAAGGGACCAGUUUAUGUAGCUAUUAGAGACUGGGAGGCAAAAAACAUUACUCAGCUUUCAAUCAAAAAAGGAGAGAAACUUGGAAUCAAGAAAGAGCGUACUGAUGGAUGGUGGCUAGCUAAAUCAUUAGAUACUGAUCAAGAGGGAUAUGUUUAUAUUAGUGACAUUGAAAAAGAUGAAGAGAGUGAACUGUCAACAUUGGAAACACUUGAACUAUUUCAUUAUGCAAUGACAGAAAAUGUUGACAUACCUAAAAUCAAGGAACUUAAGAUGAGGAGCAAUGUUGAGAGAGCACGUCUCUUUUGGUCAUUAAUUAAACAAGAUUCAGUUCUGCUAGAUCAACUUAGAAGGAAAGAACGUGGUAAGAUGUACUAA
This is a messenger RNA of Amphimedon queenslandica, 576 nucleotides long. Its product is annotated as nephrocystin-1-like. Gene Ontology annotation, molecular function: protein binding. Bases 1 to 576 code for a protein of 191 amino acids. The record is from RefSeq and is a predicted model, not a curated record. The transcript is spliced from 3 exons. Lineage: Eukaryota; Metazoa; Porifera; Demospongiae; Haplosclerida; Niphatidae.